AGACUUCGGGCACUGCUGGUCACCAUGCAUUCAGCUGUCCUGGCCACUCUCUUCUUGUUGAGCUGGACUCACUGUUGGUCCCUGCCCCUUCCCAGUGGUGAUGACGAUGAUGACUUGUCUGAGGAAGACCUGGAGUUUGCAGAGCACUAUCUGAAGUCAUUCUAUCACCCUGUGACUCUGGCGGGCAUCCUGAAAAAGUCUGCAGUGACCUCCACAGUCGAUCGGCUUCGAGAGAUGCAGUCUUUCUUUGGGCUGAAGGUGACUGGCAAACUUGACGACCCCACCUUAGAUAUCAUGAAGAAACCAAGAUGUGGAGUCCCCGAUGUGGGUGAAUACAAUGUUUUCCCUCGAACUCUCAAAUGGUCUCACACCAACUUAACUUACAGAAUUGUGAACUACACCCCGGACAUGCCCCAUUCUGAAGUGGAGAAGGCCUUCAAAAAGGCCUUCAAAGUCUGGUCUGAUGUCACACCUCUGAAUUUCACCAGAAUCCAUGAUGGUACUGCUGACAUCAUGAUAUCUUUUGGAACUAAAGAACAUGGUGACUUCUACCCAUUUGAUGGACCUUCCGGUCUUCUGGCACAUGCCUUUCCUCCUGGACCAAAUUAUGGAGGGGAUGCCCAUUUUGAUGAUGAUGAAACCUGGACAAGUAGUUCCAAAGGUUACAACUUGUUUAUUGUUGCUGCCCAUGAGCUUGGCCACUCCCUAGGUCUGGACCACUCCAAGGACCCAGGAGCCCUGAUGUUUCCCAUCUAUACCUACACUGGUAAAAGCCACUUCGUGCUUCCCGAUGAUGAUGUUCAAGGGAUCCAGUCCCUCUACGGUCCAGGAGAUGAAGACCCCAACCCUAAACAUCCCAAAACACCAGAGAAGUGUGACCCGGCCUUAUCCCUUGAUGCCAUAACCAGCCUCCGGGGAGAAACCAUGAUCUUUAAAGACAGGUUCUUCUGGCGCCUGCAUCCUCAGCAGGUCGAGGCAGAGCUGUUUUUGACAAAAUCAUUUUGGCCAGAACUUCCCAACCAUGUGGAUGCUGCAUAUGAGCAUCCAUCCCGUGACCUUAUGUUCAUCUUUAGAGGUAGGAAAUUCUGGGCUCUCAAUGGUUAUGACAUUCUGGAAGGUUAUCCCAAAAAAAUAUCUGACCUGGGAUUUCCAAAGGAGGUCAAGAGGAUAAGCGCUGCCGUGCACUUUGAGGACCAGGGCAAGACCCUCUUCUUCUCCGGGAACCAGGUGUGGAGGUAUGAUGAUGCUAACCAGACUAUGGACAGAGACUAUCCACGAUUCAUAGAAGAAGAAUUCCCCGGAAUCGGUGAUAAAGUAGAUGCUGUCUAUGAGAAAAAUGGCUAUAUCUACUUUUUCAAUGGGCCCAUACAGUUUGAAUACAGUAUCUGGAGUAAUCGCAUUGUGCGAGUCAUGCCAACAAAUUCCUUGUUGUGGUGCUAAGAAUUGUUAUUUAACUCCUGGAGAGCAUUUGGGAUACCAAUUUCAGUUGUGGCGGGUGGGAUGGGGUCACCAGGAAGCUCCGUUCUGGGAACAGGCUUCAGGAAGCUCUCUUCAGGCACACAUUGUCUAUGUGGCUGUUCGUGGCUGGAACCACAUUGAAGAACUUUAAAGUAAUGAAAUUGAGAACCCCAAGGGAUCGACUGACUCUUGUGCGCUGUGAAGAAACAAGAUCGAUAUUUUCCACAGCAAGCAUGGAGUCCAUGUGCUGAUGAGAGUGAACAUAAUUAUUAAACUAUUUAUAAAAAAAUCCUAGAAGGCAUAAAAUAAAUAUUUAUAUAACAAACAUGGAAAUUUGGGGAGUGUAUGGUAUAAACGUAGAUAAAGGGAAAUACCUGAAAAAUACAGACAACUUUGCAAAGGAAUGAUUUGGUCUUUGCACUGUGAGAUUUAAACCCAUUUCAUACAAAUGCUAAGAUCAAAGUCGCUAAAGGAAGGGGCUAACGGCCCCUAUGAGGACAGUGUAGGUGGCUUUGCAUUAACCUUAUUUCAUUUGGGUCGCUACCCAAGAACUGUGCACACUGAUAAAAGGUAGAGAGAGAAACAGACUUCUCUUUUUAUUAAAGUAUUUCAGGUCUUUAACAGGCCAUGGAGUAAAACAAUUAAAAUGGUUAUAAAACACCUAAGCAAUACCAUAGCUUUUUCAAAUUGCCUGAUUACUUGAGAAUAAAACUAGGUUUCAACUCUAUUUAUCUAAUUGUUUUUAAUUACCCAAUUUUGAUAUAUAGACCCUUUUCUAGUGACUUACAUGACAGGGACUAAGGCAGUCCUAGUAAGUACAAGUAGAUCUGCAGAAACCCAGACAGCCACGAUAUAGCUGGACAGCGACACUCCCAAGACCGCCCCUUGGUGCUCUGCCUUUGUUAAUUCCUCAUUGCUGAUCUUCGUGUCUGACACUUGGCGCUUGCUGAUUCGUGAUGGUUACCAAGAGCGCAACUAUUGUGCUGAGAGAUGGAGUUUGUUACACUGGGAAAUCAGAAAAGAAGUGUGUAUUUGCACAAUGUGUUAGACCAUGUUGAUGUUGUGGUUUCUAAUAAAAAAAUGUU
Molecule: messenger RNA, 2543 nt
Organism: Phodopus roborovskii (desert hamster)
Lineage: Eukaryota; Metazoa; Chordata; Mammalia; Rodentia; Cricetidae
Gene: Mmp13
Product: matrix metallopeptidase 13
Exons: 10
Coding region: 25-1440 (471 amino acids)
Biological process (GO): proteolysis; extracellular matrix organization; collagen catabolic process
Cellular component (GO): extracellular matrix
Molecular function (GO): metalloendopeptidase activity; zinc ion binding
Source: RefSeq, a predicted model, not a curated record